UAUAUAUAUGUAUCAGGUUGGAAGCUAAGACUGCAAGUCUGCAAGAGCGUCAUUAACCCCCUUCAUCUGAGAUAUUCAUAUUCAUAUAUAAUCACAUCUCUUCUGGAACCCAAUCCUUCAAAAGCUUUCAGGGCGGGAAUUGAAAUGGCAUCUGCACAGACACUGGAAAGCAUGUUGGUUUGCAGAAAAGCAGAGCAGCAAGAGAAGAAGGCGAAGGCGGCAUGUGCAGAUGAGCAAUCUGCAUUGAAAUGCCCAAGGUGCGAUUCCACCAACACAAAGUUCUGCUACUACAACAACUACAGCCUAUCUCAGCCCAGGUACUUCUGCAAGUCCUGCUUCCGCUACUGGACCAUAGGCGGCACCCUCCGCACCGUGCCCGUCGGCGGAGGCUGCCGGAGAAAGAAGAGAUCGUCUUCCCGGGCGGCUCGAACUAACCAAGACCCAUUAUUGUCUUCACUCACCUCUAGGCUCUAGCCCCAUUCAUCACCCGCCAUUGAUGAUGCCCUCCCUCACCACCCAGCUGCCUUAUGUAUGACAGGCCAAUCAUCUUUAACAACAACGUUAACCCCAAUGAUACUAUUUUGUUUGU
Ipomoea nil (Japanese morning glory) is the source of this 589-nucleotide messenger RNA. Its product is annotated as dof zinc finger protein DOF5.3-like. Bases 145 to 474 code for a protein of 109 amino acids. The transcript is spliced from 2 exons. The record is from RefSeq and is a predicted model, not a curated record. Gene Ontology annotation, biological process: regulation of DNA-templated transcription. NCBI's taxonomy places the organism in Eukaryota, Viridiplantae, Streptophyta, Magnoliopsida, Solanales, Convolvulaceae. Gene Ontology annotation, molecular function: DNA binding; DNA-binding transcription factor activity.